Molecule: messenger RNA, 1527 nt
Organism: Punctularia strigosozonata HHB-11173 SS5
Lineage: Eukaryota; Fungi; Basidiomycota; Agaricomycetes; Corticiales; Punctulariaceae
Product: cytochrome P450
Exons: 11
Coding region: 1-1527 (508 amino acids)
Molecular function (GO): iron ion binding; oxidoreductase activity, acting on paired donors, with incorporation or reduction of molecular oxygen; heme binding
Source: RefSeq, a predicted model, not a curated record
AUGGUCUCUUCCAUCUCUGCCAUCGACUUGUCGCUCGCUGCAUUCGGUCUCUACCUCCUCAAGCGCCUGCUCGAGCCCAAGCAGCCUGCCCCGUACCCACCCGGUCCCAAGGGCCUCCCCGUUAUCGGCAACGUGCACCAGUUCCCCAAGGAACAGGAAUGGAAGACCUUCUACCAAUGGUCUGAGCAGUACGGCGACAUGACCAUGGUCAACCUCCUCGGGCAGAGGAUGCUUAUCAUCAACUCGGCCAAGGUCGCUGUAGAGUUGCUCGACAAAAAAUCGAGCAUCUAUAGUGACCGUCCGGUCAUGGAGAUGUGCGCCGAGCUCGUUGGCUGGAAACAAGCGCUCGCUCUCGUUCCCUACGGCGAACGCUUCCGGGAUCUGCGCCGGCUAAUGCAUGGUGCGCUGGCUGGUAAGGCCAACCUUGCCGAGCACCGUCCCAUCCAGGAGCUGGAGACCCACAAGUUCCUCCUUCGCGCUCUCAAGGACUCGUCGCGUCUGCAGGAGGAGAUACGCAGCUUAGCCGGUGGGAUCAUCCUCAAGGUUUCGCACGGCUACGAGGUCAACCACGACGGUCAUGACCCUGUCGUGUCGCUUAUCGAGCGGACCAUGGACGAGUUCGCCCAGAUAUCCACGCCAGGCGCCUACCUCGUCGACGUCCUUCCCGCACUCAAGUACUUGCCGGAGUGGUUCCCUGGCGCCGGUUUCAAGAAGGAUGCCAAGGAGAUGAAGUCCAGGCUCCACGCCGCCAUCGAUGCGCCGCACCAAUUUGUGAAGGACCAGAUGGCCGCGGGGACCGAGCUUCCGUCGUAUACAUCCAGGCACCUCGAGGCUGGGGACAUCACGCCACAUACGGAGGACCUGAUCAAAUUCGGCGCGUUUGCUAUUUACGGCGGCGGUGCCGAUACUGCGGAGUACUCGUUCUAUCUGGCCAUGACGCUCAACCCGGAGAUUCAGAAGCGGGCUCAGGCUGAAAUCGACGCGGUCGUGGGCACCGACCGUCUCCCGACGCUCGCGGACCGUGAUCACUUACCCUACGUUGAUGCGCUCGUCAAGGAAGUCUUCCGCUGGAACCCGGUCGCUCCACAAGGUAUUCCCCAUUCACUGCGGGAAGACGACAUCCACGACGGGUACUUCAUCCCCAAGGGCACCGUCUGCAUCGCGAACAUCUGGAAAUUCCUGCACGAUCCCAAGACCUACUCGAACCCGAUGGCCUUCGACCCCUCGCGCUUCAUCGACGCCCCCGGCAAGCCCGCCGAGGAGGAUCCGCGGCACUUCUGCUUCGGUUUCGGUCGUCGCAUCUGCCCUGGCUUGCAGCUCGCCGACCAGUCCGUGUGGCUCGCAUGCGCCAUGGCCCUGGCCGCGUUCGACAUUUCCAAGGCGAAGGAUGAGCACGGACACGUCCUUGAGCCCACGCAGGAGUACACCAGCGGUCUCAUCAGCCAUCCCAAGCAGUUCCCCUGCGCGCUCAAGCCGCGCUCGACCCGGGCCGAGGCGCUCAUCCGCUCCGUGGAGGAGUACCGGUGA